Pogona vitticeps (central bearded dragon) is the source of this 2213-nucleotide messenger RNA. RefSeq names its product immunoglobulin like domain containing receptor 1 (gene ILDR1). Gene Ontology annotation, molecular function: high-density lipoprotein particle receptor activity. Lineage: Eukaryota; Metazoa; Chordata; Lepidosauria; Squamata; Agamidae. Gene Ontology annotation, cellular component: plasma membrane. The record is from RefSeq and is a predicted model, not a curated record.
ACGUUCAAAAGACUUGCCUGUCCAACAAACUGCGGCGUCUUCGAACUUAGCCUUGAAGUCUGCGAGUCCACGCACUCUUGACUUGAGCGUCUGUCCCUCUAAACCCGGGGGGAGGGGGGUGUUUACUUUUGAGGAGACAUCGACACGAUGGAUUGCCCAUGGCCGUGCAAAGAAGAACAGACGGGCGCGACUGGCCUCCGGAUAGCUCUGUGGGGAGGAACCACCGCAGGCACCUUUUCUGUUCUGGUAACUGUGCCAGAUACUGAGCGAUACACAACAUUAUUUGCCUCUGUGAUCCUCAAGUGUGACUACAGUACCUCUGCACCACUACAGGAUGUGGUUGUUACCUGGCGUUAUAAGUCUUUUUGCAAGGAUCCUAUCCUUGACUACUAUUCUUUUGCCUAUCAGGCAAGUCUGGCUCUUGGUCAAGAUCCUUCUAAUGACUGCAAUGACAAUCAGCGCGAAGUGCGCAUUGUUGCUCAGAAAAGGGGGCAGAAUGAACCCAUACUGGGUGUCGAUUACAGUCAAAGGAAGAUCACCAUUCGGAACAAAGCGGAUCUUGUCAUCAGUGAAGUGAUGUGGUGGGACCAUGGGGUCUAUUACUGCGCAGUUGAAGCUCCAGGAGAUACAACAGGUGACCCAGACAAAGAGGUCAAGCUCAUUGUUCUAAAUUGGCUGACUGUCAUCUUUAUCAUCUUUGGUGGUCUCCUCCUCCUCCUCCUGGUUGGGGUGUGCUGGUGCCAGUGCUGCCCUCAGCAUUGCUGCUGCCAUGUGCGCUGUCCUUGCUGCCCAACGCGCUGCUGUUGCAAUGAGAAAGUCCUGGAGCGACAUCAUUUCAUGAAACAGGCUCGACAACUUUUGCCGUGGAUGGCACACCAUUCUGCAUCAUCUUCAUACCAACUAAACCCACUGUUACAACGAGAUGUGUCUCUACAGAGCAGUCAGCCUCCGCUUCCCCUGGUGGCUCCCAGCAACAAGUAUUUGGACCAGCUUGAGUCUGAGAUCAGGAACCUCAAUCUUUCCCAGCCUGCACUGCCUUCACAUCAUGUUGGGGCCAGUCGGCACUCCAGUGUCCUCUCAUCUCUUGGCUCAGAGAUUGUGGAACGCAGAGUAAUCCACUUGCCCCCCAUCAUUGAGCGGGUGCCAUCCUCUUGGAGGAGCAGCAAUUCAUCACAACCACAGCGGUCUCUUCAUACUCCACGACCUCGAAGCAUCACAAGUGAAGAAGAGAGGGAGGGGAUGAGGAGGCCACGGCGUUUCUCUUUCAAUGAAGAUCCUCACUCCAACUAUGAUAGGGAAACAUGGGACAGAUACAGGGACCGCAGACCUGAGAGGCCGAGGGAUGGCAGUCAUUAUGAGCGAUCGCAAAGAUCUAGGCCAGAUGUAACACCAGUGGUACGUGGUAGGAACAGUCUCAAUUCCCAUUCUGAGGAGGCCAGAAGGGAAUAUUCUGGGCACCAGUACUCUGACCGAAGGUAUCAGCGUUCAGGGCGACGGACCUCUCAACCAGGCAGUAGUCACCAGAGCCGACGGCGACAUCGCAGCUAUUCCCCACCAUCCCAUCGGGAGUCCUGGAGUUCAUCAGAAGAAUAUGAAUACAUCCCAGGAAACCACAGGAGACGUCAUCGGCAUCGUUCCCCAGACUGGCCAGAGGAGAAACCCCCUAGUUAUCGCUCCGUUGAAGUCACCCCAGCCAAAGGCAACAUAACCAGAAAAGCAACUGAGCUACAAUCGGAAAAAGGUAGUUCUCGCAGUGGACGGAGUGUUAUUCUUUAGCCUUUUUUGUGGGCAGUGUACAAAAUGAGGUGACUUUGCCUGCCUGUUCAGGAUGUGUGCAUCUUUGGCUCUGAGUGUUUAUCCAUUGAGGAUCCCUAGCUGUUGAGGAUCCUGUUUCUCCUGAUCCUCUACAGCCCCUGCACUUCUUCAUCUUGUGGACGCUUUGAUUUCCAGUGCAGAAGGAGAUGAAAAGGCAUUGGUCUGAAGAUCAACCAGGAAAGAAAUGGAACUCCUUUCUACAUGUGUGUUAUGCUUGGUACUAGUCCAGCUUUUUACAAAUUACUGUAAUGUGAAACCCGUGUUAUGCAUGUACAGUACAGUAUAUGGAAUCUUGUGUUCAUUGCUCCAUAUUAUAGGAGGAAAAGUGUAUUUGUGAUGAGAUCACAUAUUUUAACCACCGUUAAUUUGCUGUCACUGUUCCUGCUCUGAGGUUCCUG